Blepharisma stoltei is the source of this 3668-nucleotide messenger RNA. The record is from the annotation of a GenBank genome assembly. NCBI's taxonomy places the organism in Eukaryota, Ciliophora, Heterotrichea, Heterotrichida, Blepharismidae.
AUGUCUGUUCUUGAAAAACGUAAACUAAAGCAAGAACUUGCCAAAAAAGAAGAAGAGCUUAAAUCGUUAGAAGACAAAAUCCAAAAAAUUCAAAUGGACAAAGCAAGACUUGAAGGUAGCUGUUCUGCUAAAAGUACCCAGCUGAAAGGAUCUGAGCAUAGUUUAAAUGAUUUACAAAGAACAAUCGCUGAAGUAAACCAAGAAAUUAUCCGUAUCCAGAACUUAAAAGAUAUGCAAAACAAAGACAAGCCUGACAUCUCAAAGCGCGUUGAUGAUAAAGAAUUUAAAGAAGUCGGAAAAAAACUCCAAGAAAAAUUAGAAGAAUUAGCUAAGGCCAAACUGCCAAUUUUGCCUACAAAAACUCGAUCAAUCCACGAUCUCCGUGAAAAAACAGAAAAUGUCCCACUUGUGCAUACCGCAAAAAUCCUUUAUACUAAAAAUUUGAAAGAUGGCGAUUUCCGAAAGCUUGAUCGGUCCAAUGCAGUUGAGCUUAGUGUCCGCUUAAAUUCCUCUAUAUCUAUUUAUAGCGAAUAAAAGCAUUUUUUAUUAUAAAUAAAAUUAUAUUUAUUUAUUUAUAUAAAUUUGUAUACAACUUUUCAACAAUUAAAACUUAUAGCUUGUAAACAUUGGAAUUUAGAUGAAAAUUUAUUUGCCUUAAGAGCCCCAAAUUACUCAUUUAUCGAUCAUUUUAAAGAUAACGUCGUCAAAAUUGUAUGUGAGCAGCGCAUGAAACCUGAGUUCUGAAUAAUCCAAAAAGACAACAGCGCCACUAAAUCUUUUACGGAUCCUGAUGACUAUUUUAUAGAAGAAAACUAUAAAAACCAGUUUUCUAAACAAGGGAAUAGAAGACAAAAAAGAGCCCUUAACGACGAAGGUAGAAAAAUCAAUUAUAAUAAAUUUCUGCUUACUUAUGAAGGCAUGCAAACCCAUCUUCCAGAUGAAGCACAAGUAAAUGAAGACUGGGAAAAGGAAAGGCUAACUUUCCCUCUUAAGUGAAAUAAUAGUUUUGUUCGCUCAUUGAGGGAGGUGAAUUUAUUUUUGUUGGAAAGUAAAAAUAAUUUAAUUCUUAAAAUGUAAAUUAAUAGAAUCAGCUAGAGAUUUCGUUAUAAUAAUUAUCAUAUUUUUUUAUAAAAAUUUUUCUAUUAAAAAGAUUUAUUGUUCACUCACAGAGUGGGAUUUUUCCAAUGGUCUUUUCGCUCACGGAGGGAGUAAGCAUAUGAAGUUUAAGCAGUCCUACACUGGUUGUGAUUACUAUUAUUUUGGCGCUAACUUUAGGUAUUCAUAUCGCGCUAAUAGAUUUAGAAAAAACUUAUUGGAUUUCUUAUGAGGUCGAUUUUUGGCUUUCACAACAAAUUGCAACCACAGAAGAGUAUUUGUCAUCAAUGACGAGUAUUCUGUCUGUAAAAUCUUUUAUUACAAGUGUGCUUGCCCGAAUGGUUUAUGCAUCAAGUUACGAUUCUUCUGACCCUCCUUUGACGAGUGAAUAUUUUAUACCUGUAGGGCCGCUUAGAAUAAGGACUUUAAGGACCCAGGAAAAAAGCUGCUUCCAUAAUGAUGGCCUUGAAAUAGAAAAUGCAACUUGUUAUCAUAGUGAAUAUGAUGAUGAUACUAAAUAUACAGAAAAGCUUAACCUAAAUUCAGGAAAUACCCAGGAUUACGAAAUUUAUAGGUCUACAAGCUACACUAAUAUCAGCUCAAUACUGAUAGGAGAGUUUUCUAAUUAUGACGGAAGCGGAUAUGUCAAAGAUUUUACCUAUUCGUUGACCUUAGAAGAGUUUACAGACCAAAUGAAUGCUAUUUUUGAGAAAGGGUGGAUUGAUAACAGCGUAAGAGCAGUUAUUAUUUCUCUAAGUUUUUACCUCCCAAACUCUGAUUACUGGAUAUGAGACGAUAUUGUAAGCUUUAUUUAGAUUAUAGAAAUCUCUCUGUUAGUUAAUGAGUUUCCCCUCUUUUAUUGAUCUUCGGUUUUCUGAAGCCUUUUAAGUGGAUAUGAGCUCCGCUCUGAGCAAUGGAUCGGCGGGGCUACACGACCCAAGAACUUUAUUCGUCCCCACUUCAAAGAACCCGCCACCUAUUGCCAGUGGUGACGUCUCUCUUAUAGACAAAUUCUCAGAAGAACUUAAGUUCCCCUUCACUGAGUCCAAAGUAAAGGAACUAUCCUUACCAAAACGCCUCCAUUUUAAUGUUAGAAAUCUCUGUAACUGGUCAAAUUAAAGCUAAUCCUAUAAGACCCUACAUUUUUCAUGGGGAUCUUACAUAUGAAGACUAUCGGCCUGCACUUGUAAUGAUGGCGUUCAGGAUCAUUUUUUGUAUUUAUUUCAUAGCCUAUGGAACUAUCAAAGCUUUACAAAGAGACCAAUACGGAAAAAGAAAUUGGAGGAAAUUUGUGUCAGUUUAUUCUUUUAUUGACUGAUUUAUGAUGGCGCUCUUUAUCACAACGCUUGCGUUUGCAGCAAAAAUUAACGCAGACGAAAAAAAAAUUUUAAAAGACAAUUAUUUUCAUGAUUUUAGCGGCUCCAUGUCAAAUGACCGUGAAUUUUUGACAGUGUACAUAUCAUCGAAAUCCAUUUGGUCGAAAAUUUUGAUAGUGCGAGAUUUGGCCGAAAAAUUAACUUUUUUUUCGGUCAAAUGUCUCACUAUCAAAAGUUUUCGAUCAAUUUUCGGCCAAAAAUUUUUCGGUGAAAUGGAUACUAUCAAAAAGGCAAAGCUAUUUGACCUGCACCCGAUUUUAGCACAGUUGGGUUUGCUUAUAGAACAGCCACAAUUAUUAAUGCUUGGUCGUUAUUUUGUGUUAUGUUUAGAAUGGUGCACGUUCUAACUAUAAGCAAACGCCUCUAUUUGCUUACCAAAAAUAUAUCAAUUGUAAAAGAUAUUUAGGCUAUAAAAGACUUGGCGGCGUAUGUGAUUUUAAUUUCUCCUCUGAUAAUCGGAUUUUGCUUUUUAGCGCUUUCUGUGUGGGGAAGCUACUUUAUUUAUUAUCGUAAUUUUGGUUAUGCUCUAUUGUAUAACGUAUUGUUUUCAAUUGGGAUAGGAAAUACCCAAACUCUUAUCAGGAUUAAUGCAUUUUGGACGUUAUUUUUUUAUUCCUUAUUAAUAGUUUAUAACACUUCAAUUAUAGGUCAUUGUACUAUUUUCUGAUUGGCCUGCCUAUUGUUUUUUAAUACGCUGAGGUUAUCAGGGGAAGGUUUUCACGUGAGAAACAGAUUUUAGCACAUGUAGGCCAAUCAGAAAAUAGUGCAAUGCACUAUGCUAUUUUAAUUAUUAUGAAAUUAGAUGUUUUUUAGCUCUUUAUAGUAGAAUAUAUUUGCUAUUUAUUUUUUGUGAUGUUUUUCGUCACUUCAUCCUUUAUAGGAAUCUAUAUGGACGCAUAUCGACAAGUCAGAAUAAGAGAAGGGUACCGAGACGACGUAAAAGUAUGGGGCGUUGCCGAUUAUAUUGUAUGGUUUUUAGGAUGUUUCCCUAAGACAAAAAUCAAAAGCAAAGUCGACAGCUGGAUGCAAGCUAGAAAAAUGAAAAAAGAAUUGAAGAAAAAUAAAGAAAUCCAAAAACUCAGCAAAAAACAAAUGAAAGAGAACGAAGAAACAGAAGAAGAAAAAUCAAAUAAAGAUAAAGACGAAGGAAGAGAUAGACUUAUGGACAAAAAGGUUACUAUUAUGAUACCUAAUUAA